AUGCGUCGCGAGCGUCGCAUCGAGCCGACGUCGUUCGACGCGAUCGUCGUCGGCACGGGCCUGCCCGAGUCGCUGCUGGCGGCGGCGCUGUCUCUGGCGGGGCGGCGCGUGCUGCACGUGGACUGCGCCGCCUUCUACGGUUCGCACUGGGCGUCGCUGCCGCUCGACCAGCUCGCGCAGUGGGCGGCGAGCGGCGGGCGCAUUCCGCCUCCGGGGGAGAACGAGGACGCGCAGACCAACGGGUUUGCGGACGACGACGAUGAGCGCGGGGAGGAUGCGCGGAGAGCCGCUGAGGAAAGCGCGGAAGGGGACGGUGGAAUGCUGAGCGGUGACGAGGGGACAGGCCGGAGAGACGGGGAGGGGGGUGCGGAGGAGAGGCAGGAGGGGGAUAGCGAAGGCGUGGGCGCAACUGAAGAUGGCGCGCGCGCAGGUGGGGAAUCAGGCGCGGGUGUGAGUGGGGGGGCAGAUGCAGUCGCAGGGGCGGGCGAGGUGUCACUGGAGGAGCGCGUGCGGGCGGGGGAGGUGAGGGCGGUGGCGCUGGGGUCGUCGGAGGACGGCGCGCUCUACUCGCGCGUGUCCACCGCCACGUGGCUGCCACGCGCCUCCCACGAGCCCUUCCACCCGGCGCGCCUGCCGGUGGAGCUGGGCGAGGCGCGGCGCUACGCGGUGGAUCUGGCGGGGCCGCGCGUGGUGAUGUGCGGCGAGGACGCGGUGCGCGUGCUGGUGCGCAGCGGCGCGCACCACUACGUGGAGUUCAAGGCCGUGCACGCGCUGCUCUGCUGGCAGCGGGGGGGGGACGGGAAGGGGCGCGGGGAGAGUGGCGCGCAGGGGCAGGGCGGUGGGGGGGAAGGGGGGCUGGUGCGGGUGCCGACGAGUCGGGGGGACGUGUUUCAGGACCGGCAGCUGCCCCUGGCGGACAAGCGCCGCCUCAUGCGCUUCUUCCACUCCGCCUCCCCCCUCUCCGCCCCCCCUGGCCCCCCUGCCCCCGCUGCUGCCACUGCUGGUGGCGGCGUUGAGGCGAGGGAAGGCGGGAACGAUGCAAGUGGGCAGGUGGGGGCGGGGGGGAAGGAGGAAGGGAAGGCGGCGAGCGGCAGCGAGGCGGAGGGGGAGGGGGAGGGGACGUUUACGGCGCUGCUGGAGGCACACGGGCUGCCAGCACGCGUGCAAGAGUACGGCGCGGAGGCGGGCAUGAUGGUGGCGCUGUACGGCAUGGGCGAGCUCGCCCAGGCCUUCUGCCGCCUCGCUGCCGUCAAAGGCGCCCUCUAUGUGCUGCGCCGGCCCGUGGCGUCUCUUCUUGUGAAUGCACACACGGGGCGGUGUGAGGGAGUGGCAUUGGAGGACGGGCAGCUGCUGGGCGCGCCCCUCGUGCUGCUCGGCCCCUCCUUCCUCCCCAAGCCGCUGCCCCCCGCACCACCCACAGCACCACCCGCAAAAAAGCCCGCAGCAGAGCCUGCAGCGGUGAGCGGCAGUGCUGAAGCUCGUGGGAGUGCAGCAGGUGGCAGUGACGCGUGUGUGGAUGAGGGGACGAGCCCAGGCGUGGCAGGGCCUCAGUCUCACGGUGGCGGUGGCGGCGCUGGUGGUGCUUUGGACAGCGCUGGUGGUGCUUUGGACAGCGCUGGCAAGACAAGUGCCGGAGGGGAGAGGGGCGAAGGGGAGGAGGAGCAGGGGGAGGGCGUGGUGGCACGCUGCAUUUGCAUCACCGACGGUUCCCUGCAUCAAGACAUGCACACUCUCGUUGCUGUGCUGCCGCCCACAUGUGAGUGCUGCCGCCCACAUUUGAGUGCUGCCGCCCACAUGUGUGAGUGUUGCCGUCCAGCACUCGCACCAGGGCUUCCGGAGCAGCCAGUGAGAGUGUGCCAGCUGUCAUCGCAAUGUGCUGUGUGCCCCCAAGGGAAGUACCUGCUGUAUCUCUCCACCCGCUGCCUCCCCUCCCACUGCCCUCGCGCCCUGCUGCUGCCCGUGCUUGCUGCCCUCACUGCAUUGCCACACCCGUCCCCCGCCACUCAUUCUGCUGCUGCUGUUGCUGGAGGUGUGAGUGAGGGGGGUGGCAGGAGCAAGCAUGCAGAGGGAGUGGGUGCGGAGGAGAAUGGGGGGAGCGGGGUGGCCGUGCAGGGGGGAGGAGAGGGAGAUGAAGGAGGGGAGGAAACGGCGUCAUCCAGCCGUAUGGUAUCAGAGCAGGUGGGGUCAGAGGCGGGGGCGGGCGAGGAGCAUGGAGAGGAGGCAGCGGGGAAGGGGAGGCCCACUGCGCUGUGGGCUGUGUUCUUCUCGCAACGCCUGCUGGAUGCCCGCAGUGUGCAGGUGCCUGAGGGCGUGUUCGCAUGCAGCGCUCCGAGCGACUCCCUGCACCUGCAGUCAGUGCUCGAGGAGGCCCAGCAGGUCUUCACGUGCAUUGCCCCCGGGGAGGAGUUCUUCCCCACCCGCCUGGAUGAGGAGGAGAGGGAUGAUGAGGCACACGGGUUUGACAAUGGUAACUCGGAGGAGCAUGCCAAUGAGGACGGGGAUGGGGAUGAGCAUGGAAGAUGA
Molecule: messenger RNA, 2523 nt
Organism: Closterium sp. Naga37s-1
Lineage: Eukaryota; Viridiplantae; Streptophyta; Zygnematophyceae; Desmidiales; Closteriaceae
Source: the annotation of a GenBank genome assembly